GUUCAUAGAUUCUUUGUUGCUAAAAUGUAGCCUGGAUACAACGAAUAUUUCACAACUAACCUUCCUCGGUUAAGUGGGCUAAUAUACGCAUAGGGUUCAGAACUCCGGCUCUGGAAACAUUGUUGCCAGUUGCAUGGACUAUGCUUUUCGUUAGUAUAUGUCGAGAUAGAUGGCCUUGGGAACACGCAUCAUCCAUCUGGUGCUUGAAUCUGUGGAGAGUUCGCUUCAAAUUGUACAUGCUUGUUUGUGUCCUCUACUCGGAAUGCCUAUUUAACACAGACAAUUCGACUCCCGAAGGGAAUCAAAACGGUCAUAGUUUGGUUCAGAGGGGAGCGCGAUCACUCCGACGCGCAAACAAACACCCCACCCCCACCGUAGCCUAGUUUUCAUUCAUAAGCUUUUUCCCCCUUGUUUUGCUAUUCAUCUCUAGAUCCGUUGAUUUGAUCCUCUGUGGUUUCUAUCACAUGGGACGUCUCUCGGUCAACUAAACCCUAGGGCAUAGCCUACAAGAGGACUGUCGGUGUAUUUGUCCUUUUACAAUACAACAAUUAGGCCGCCCGUCUAUCUACUGGCUUAACCUAUUUACUGUGCUCGGUGUAAACUACUGCGGGGUUUCAUGAAGUCAAUCAAUUAUAGGGCUCUGCUUGUUUUCCGAUGCAUGCCAAGUCCAUGGUGAAUGUCGGAAGUGGUGAUCACCCCAGAUGGCGCUCCAAAGUCAACAUGGCCCUGGCGGUUCAUUAGUGGUGAUUCAGCAGCCUUCCCUGGAGGACCGGCAGAGGUCGGAUUACGAGCGGGAGCUCCAACAUGCCGCUAUCCUUUCCCUGGACCAAAUCAAGGCCAUCCGCUCCAGCAACGAGUACACAGAAGGCCCCUCGGUGGUCCGGAGGCCCCCUGCGCCCCGCAUGGUGCCCAGACCCGACAAGCAGCAGGAGAGGACUCACGAGGUGAUUCUCGUCAAUGUGAACAACAACUACGAGCACCGGCCGGUAGGGCACGGCCACCAUGGUGGGGUUGUAGUAGUGGCCGGGGGCCAGCAGUGUAGCACCAGGGCCCCGGGCCUUAAUCGCUCCACCAGUACAGGCAGUGCGGCUAGCUCAGGGAGCAACAGCAGUGUAUCCUCUGAGCAGGGACUCCUGGCCCGCUCGCCUACCUCUAGGCCAGGGAUGGUGGCCCUCCACCAGCACCACCACAGAGCCGAGCGUGCUCAGCCUGUUCGGACUCAGCCCAAGGCGCUGCUAGCCUCCCAGCAGGGCUCGCACCCGCUGCCGCCACUGGAGGCACCGCUCAAGCCCUCAGGGAAAGGGGACAUGACCUCUGGCCACCAGUUCAUCUGCGAAUGCUGCGGGAAGUGCAAGUGCGGAGACUGCACAGCCCCAAGAACCCUACCCUCGUGCCUGGCCUGCAACGGCCAGUGUCUGUGCUCGGCGGAUAGCGCCCUGGAGCAUGGCACGUGCAUGUGCCUGGUCAAGGGCAUCUUCUACCACUGUUCCAACGACGACGAGGGAGACUCGUGUGCCGACCACCCCUGCUCGCUGUCACGCUCCCACUGCUGCUCACGCUUCCUCUGCAUGGGAUUACUGUCGGUACUGUUCCCCUGUUUGCUGUGCUACCCGCCCGUCAAGGGGUGUCUGAAGGCGUGCCAGGGCUGCUACGACCAAGUCAACAGGCCCGGCUGCCGCUGCAAGAACUCUAACACUGUCUAUUGCAAACUGGAGCGCUGGUCCCACCAGGCCCAGGAAAAGCCUUCCUGAUCUUGUGUGUGUGUGUGGGUAGAGGGGCGGACAGUCGUUCCCGUGUGGUUUUGACAAUGAUAAUGAUGAUAACCAUAAUAGUCACUAUUACUAUUGAUGUUUAUCAAACAUUUUAAGCACCUCCCACCCACUUCCUUUUCUCCUGAUAGGAGUAAAACACGGAAUAUGAAAACCACUCACUUCUUUUUUUCUUCUCCUUCCUUUUUGCAACAGGACCAUGUUUUUACAGACCAGUGUUUGUCUUCAAUGGUUGUUGUUUUUUGUCUCUCUUCAGCUACUCAUUAACACUUUUUUAUAAAUAAUUUUCUGUUAGCUAGGCAGUGUUUACCUGGUGCUUUAAGCUUCAAGUGAGAGCAGCCUCUUACCAAAUCUGUGAAGGACUAUCUAGCUAGGCAAUAUGUAGCUGUUACCACAUGUUCAUAGCAAACAAGGAUUGUUAGAAUUCCCAGUUGCUACCACACUCAGACCAUGGAUAGCUGGGUUUCUGUGCUCGAGUUGCAUUGUGGAAAGCACAUCCAUCUCAUAGUAUUCUGUUGGAUAUGUUUCUCUCCCUUCCCCACUCAUCAUUCACACACAUUCUGUGGCAUUCUUUCUUUUGUUUUGUAAAUUGUAUUCUCAAAUCCAUAAGAGCGAUCUGGCUUUUUUUUUUAAAGGAAAAUGUAUUUUUUAUUUUUUUUUGUAAAAAUAUUUAUUAUGUGAAGCUCUAUUAUUUUAUGAUAUUUAUUGCAAAAGACAGUCUUACAUUUACUCAUGUCUGAAUAUAACAAUAUCAAUACUUACUGAAAAAUGAAAGGGUGGCACAAAAGAAUAAACUAUGUUAACUUUAAUGCAGAAAAUAUAUUAAUUAAUUAAAAUCAA
Messenger RNA from Oncorhynchus keta (chum salmon), 2609 nucleotides. RefSeq names its product protein sprouty homolog 1-like. Gene Ontology annotation, cellular component: cytosol; membrane. Bases 702 to 1751 code for a protein of 349 amino acids. Gene Ontology annotation, biological process: multicellular organism development; negative regulation of MAP kinase activity; animal organ development. Lineage: Eukaryota; Metazoa; Chordata; Actinopteri; Salmoniformes; Salmonidae. The record is from RefSeq and is a predicted model, not a curated record. The transcript is spliced from 2 exons.